Messenger RNA from Tachysurus vachellii, 1401 nucleotides. It is a transcript of the gene htr6, whose product is annotated as 5-hydroxytryptamine (serotonin) receptor 6. NCBI's taxonomy places the organism in Eukaryota, Metazoa, Chordata, Actinopteri, Siluriformes, Bagridae. Gene Ontology annotation, molecular function: G protein-coupled serotonin receptor activity; neurotransmitter receptor activity. The record is from RefSeq and is a predicted model, not a curated record. Gene Ontology annotation, cellular component: membrane; dendrite. Gene Ontology annotation, biological process: chemical synaptic transmission; G protein-coupled receptor signaling pathway, coupled to cyclic nucleotide second messenger. The transcript is spliced from 3 exons. Bases 1 to 1401 code for a protein of 466 amino acids.
AUGAGCGGCUCCAGGUUUUCAUUAGCAGAAGCUGUGGAUCAUAACCUUAACAAGAGCAACAUUCAUACCAAUGAUGUGUGGAGCAUCAGUGGAAGUGGUCCAUGGCUCCUGGCAGUCAUUAUGUCCCUCAUUAUUCUGGUGACAGCUUGUGGGAACAUCCUGUUAAUAGCACUGGUGCUUGCCCACCGGUCAUUACGCUGCACGUCAAACUGCUUUCUUGUGUCCCUCUUUCUAUCUGACUUGAUGGUAGCACUGGUGGUUAUGCCUCCUGCCAUGUUGAACGUACUCUGUGGGACAUGGGUACUCUCUCCCGGGUUCUGCCCAGUCUGGCUUUGCUUUGACGUCAUGUGCUGCAGCGCCUCCAUCCUGAACUUGUGUGUGAUCAGCCUGGACCGCUACCUCCUUAUUAUCUCUCCAUUACGCUAUAAGCAGCGCAUGACCCCUCCCCGGGCUUUGCUGCUUGUGGGUGGUGCCUGGGGUUUGGCAGCACUAACGUCCUUCCUGCCAAUUGAGAUGGACUGGCACAGUCUGGGCCGUAUGCAGGACCAUUCCGGGCAUGACAUAAUCAACACCACUGACCCAUGGUUAAGCUCCUACUACCCAACUUCAUACUUCCAGAUCUCCAACUCUGGCAUGCUGUCUUUGCAAUGCCGCCUGCGAGUCACGUUGCCUUUUGCCUUGGUUGCCACUUUCCUCACUUUUUUCCUUCCAUCGACAGCCAUUUGUUUCACUUACUGCCGCAUCCUACUGGCCGCAAGGAGGCAGGCACGUCAAGUAGAAGCUCUUACAUAUCCUCCAUACCCACAACAUUCACCUGGAGAACCGUCCCGUCCUCCAUCACUUGGACAUGCUGCUCAAGAAAUAGAUGACUACAGCCAACAGGAUCCUCCAGUGAUGCACCAGGCUCCGCUGUCAGUAAACAGCGAACGGCGUCUGGCUCACAGACAGGGAAAGAAGGCGCUGAAGGCUAGUUUAACACUUGGAGUGCUGUUGGGGCUGUUCUUCAGUGCAUGGCUGCCCUUCUUCAUCACCAAUAUGGCACAGGCUGUUUGCGAGUGCGUGCCUCCUUCACUAUUUGAUGCCAUUACUUGGCUCGGUUACUGUAACAGCACCAUGAACCCGAUUAUCUACCCGCUGUUCAUGAGGGAUUUUAAGAGAGCAUUAGGGCGAUUGUUGCCCUGCUGCUGUUCCUCUCACAUCCGUAGAAGGCCAUCUCCUCCGCUCUCCCUUUCUCUGCGCAAUUCAGGAGAGCCUCAGUUACAGAUAGAGCCACCAUCGACUGCCUCAGACCCGCCACAGCCACCCGCUACAGCCACAGACGCCGUAAACCUGCUUGACGCAGAACACGCCGAGAUUCACCUGCCUUUACUUCUGCCCAACCAGGUAGAUACGCUGGACUGA